AUGGUAGCGCGAAAGGCGAGGAAGAUCCACUGCUUCUCUAAGGGACAUGAGAAUGUCCAGCAAUCGUGUUGCUCAAUCUUCAAUGUCGAGUACACGACGUAUCAGUUCUGUCUGUCGGAUGGGUCGCACAAGUGGACUAUCCAGAAGAGAUACAGCGACUUCGACGUGCUCGAUCGGGAGCUUCAGACCGCGUACCCCAAGCGCAUGCUCAAGGUCGAUCGGCUUCCUGCCAAGGCGACUUUCGGGUCCAUGAGCCCCUCCAGGAUCAUUUCAAGGGAGAAAAGCUUCGACGCCUAUCUCAAGCAACUCCUCAAGGACGCUGAGCUUGUCGUGAGCCCGGAGCUCCGCGAGUUCCUGGAGAUCCCCCUGGAAGCAGCGAUAUCGGAUGAUGAGGGGGAAGCAGCCAACAACAGCGACGGAAGCAAAAGUGACCCGUCGGACUCGCUCUCGGCUGCCCUGACGACUCCGGGGAGCUCAGGAAGGAUGCUGUCAUGGCAGGCCGAGGCUGAAGCGAAGUGGGGAGAGGGGAGGCUGAGCGUGCAGUGA
Molecule: messenger RNA, 546 nt
Organism: Guillardia theta CCMP2712
Lineage: Eukaryota; Cryptophyceae; Pyrenomonadales; Geminigeraceae
Exons: 4
Coding region: 1-546 (181 amino acids)
Cellular component (GO): intracellular membrane-bounded organelle
Molecular function (GO): phosphatidylinositol binding
Source: RefSeq, a predicted model, not a curated record